GCAGUGGAGAAGGUUGUAAGUUCAGAGUACGCUGAAGCAGAGAAUAAAAGCUACAAGACUCCUCGUGCCUUAUUCACUGAAAGACAUGAAGGAUUAAGGGCAAAGGGAGAAGAAUGGAUGAAACAGACUGCACAAUCCUGUUCUGUAGUCGCUGCCCUCAUUGCUACAGUUGUCUUUGCAGCGGCAUUUACCUUGCCUGGUGGUAUUGACAGCAAAGGAACCCCAGUAUUUGUAAACCGAAGAUUGUUUAUAGUCUUUGCAAUCUGUAAUGCUCUAUCGCUUUUCAGCUCCUGUGCUGCAAUAUUGAUGUUCUUGUCGAUCCUCACCUCUCGUUAUGCUGAGCAUGAUUUCCUCAAAUCAUUGCCGCUGAAACUGAUGUUGGGGUUAACAGGGAUGUUCAUUUCAAUAGUGACUAUGAUGGCAGCCUUCACGGUUACCUCUUUUAUCACUUUUCGGGAAGGAGUGAAGUCAGUGAACUGGAUUAUUCCUAUUCCCAUUGCACUGUUUGCUGCUGUUCCAGUUGCUCUUUUUGCUUUCCAGCAGUAUCCUCUCUUGCUAGAUAUAUAUAAAUCGACUUACAGAUCGUGGUCUUUAUUUCAACCAACUAAACCGAAGCUCUUUCCAAGUUAUUCGAGUUAAGUGAUGAAGAAGAGCUGAACGAACAGUUCGUUGGAACAAUUCCAGAGUAUGACACAUACGGAUGCUGAGAAUAGGGGAAGGUCCGGGGAAAGUACUGAUGAAGACUUAGAAUAUGUCAUCAUCAAACACCCAAUAGUCUACUUUUCAAACCUUUAUUUUCUUCUACCACAAUGUUGGCCGGUGCCGGUGGAGACCAUGAUGGAAAGACUUACUUUAAAAUCUUGGACUCUCUCCAGCACAAACCCACUACUACCACUAACAAAUCCAUCCAUCAUCCAUGGAUCCUCCACAAAUACCAUCUUCCAGCCGUGGGCGUUCUUCCAAGAUCAACUCCAUCCUUCCUCCCUCCCCGGCACCUCGGUAUGCCUCCACAUGGGACUCUUUUCCGGGACCAUCCCACUAUCCAAUGGCCUAUGACAUUUCCGGUAGGAGACCAUCGGAAUACACCUCUUAUUCUACUUUACAGUCACUGGUAUAUUCCAAUGCUGACAAUAUUGCCAUCAGAAAUGCAUCAGUAUGGGAUUCCACUAGUACUACAGCAGCUAUGAUAAACUCCUUGGUUCCAAUGGCCUCUGACAUUUCCGGUAGGAGACCAUCGGAAUACACCACUUAUUCUACUUCACAGUCACUGGAAUAUUCCAACUCUGACAACAUUGCCAUCAGAAAUGCAUCAGUAUGGGAUUCUUCCACUAGUACUACAACAGCUAUGAUCAACUCCUUGGUUCCUCCCACUUUCAAUGCCUCUGCCUCCCCGGCACCUCGAAAUGCCUCCACGUGGGACUCUUUUGGGGGGCCGUCUCUCUAUCCACUGGCCUCCGACAUAUCCGGUAGGAGGCCGUCAGAAUACAUGGGUUAUUCUACUUCACAGCCUCUAAAAAACUCCAACAAAGCUAGCAACAUUUCCGCCCGAAAAGUUGCAGCUUGGAAUGCUUCUACUACUGCAGCUAUACACCUUCCGCGAUGGGAUGCAUUUGGUGAUGCUCUACCUGUAUAUCGCGGUGCAAGUUAUUGGAGUUGGCUGGCUAAAACCUUUGCCAUGGAUUUUGCUACUGGUGACAACACUACACCUGUAGGUAUAAACCGGGCUUUUUACACUGGAAACAUUAAUUACAUUUACGAAUUCCGGAAAGGUAAACGUCUAGCUAUGGCUGAUAUCGAGGCCAUUAUGUACAUCUAUGGUGUUGAGAACACCAGUGCUCAGGACAUUGUGAAAAACAUAGACCCUAAAAAACGAGGGAUAUUCGACUUAAACUCUCACAACAAGCAAAUUGUUCUCGCCUCGACAAUCAAUUUCUCUCUGGCAAAGGAGCCUGAUCUUUGUCAGUUAAGGCAUGCAAGCAAGUGUUACCAAGAUGAAUUGCUCUCUCCGCUGCAUUAUGCUUGCUACAUUCAGGAGGUCUUGAAAGGGAAAUACUUAGGAAGCGAACCUCGGUUUAUGAUGCUAGGAAUGUAUAGCGUACUCGGAGUUUUGGAGGGUUCCACGGACCGUGAACUUACCACCAAAGACGUGGAGAAGUUUGUAAGAUUAUGGAAAGUACGUGAUUCGUGCGAGACACAAGGCCUUAUAAAUACGGUCAAGGAUGAUUAUAAUGGAACUAUUUCAUGUUCAAGUUUCUACUAUUUGUUGUACCAUAAAAUUUUGUAUGGAAAGCAGUGUAUUCAUAUGUUUGAUACUCUAGGGGAGCAAAAGCCGUCAAUGUUCUUCCUUUUAAUGGACAAAGACGAAGAUGGAUUCCUUUCCUUGACGGAUCUUCGUAGUUUUGCCGCAAUCUUUGGUCGAUAUCCAUCGGAUGAAGCGAUUGAUCGUGUGACCCGAAAGCUUGAUAUUGAUGGUGAUGGUAAGGUAAUUAGCUUGGAGGAUUUUCAUGAGGCAAUGGAGCCUAUUUUAGAUGGAUUGACAUGGGAGUUUUGGUUGGUUGCUAUCUUGAUCACUUUGGAGCUUUAGUCGAAUAAUAUGGAGUACAAAUUUUCAUAUGCUAUCAAUGACAAUGUGCAAUUGCUCAGCUUAAUCUAGUUUCAAUUUCCUCGA
Molecule: messenger RNA, 2668 nt
Organism: Spinacia oleracea (spinach)
Lineage: Eukaryota; Viridiplantae; Streptophyta; Magnoliopsida; Caryophyllales; Amaranthaceae
Product: ankyrin repeat-containing protein At5g02620
Exons: 4
Coding region: 917-2584 (555 amino acids)
Cellular component (GO): membrane
Molecular function (GO): protein binding; calcium ion binding
Source: RefSeq, a predicted model, not a curated record